Molecule: messenger RNA, 1896 nt
Organism: Puntigrus tetrazona (Sumatra barb)
Lineage: Eukaryota; Metazoa; Chordata; Actinopteri; Cypriniformes; Cyprinidae
Product: cytochrome b5 reductase 4
Exons: 17
Coding region: 100-1830 (576 amino acids)
Biological process (GO): superoxide metabolic process; generation of precursor metabolites and energy
Cellular component (GO): endoplasmic reticulum
Molecular function (GO): oxidoreductase activity; heme binding
Source: RefSeq, a predicted model, not a curated record
GUCCCCUGUCAAAAUGCCAUCGAGCAUUAUGUGUUAUCAAUUUGACAGUUAUGUGUAACAUUUUCUGAAACCACCGAUCGUAAAAGUUAUAUCACUGUAAUGCUAAAGGAAGAUGAGGAGGACUUUGAGGAAGAUGAGAAAGAUUAUAGAGCUGCAAACAGAGGGAACAUUUCGGCUGUCCUUUCUGUCAUAUCCAGUGUUGUGUCUGGUUUUCUGAGGAACUGGGUUUGUUUGAAAGCGUCAGAGAUGUUAAACGUACCGUCCCAGUCUUUUCCGGCCGCUGGAUCUCAGCAGAGAGUCGCGCCAACCGGACAGUCCAGAAGCAAGGUGGCGCUAAAGCCAGGUCACAGUCUCCUUGACUGGAUCCGACUGACCAAGAGCGGACGCGAUUUGACCGGACUGAGAGGUCGAUUGAUUGAGGUGACAGAAGAGGAGCUGAAGAAACACAACACCAGAAACGACUGCUGGACCUGCAUUAGAGGUAUGGUCUAUAAUGUGAGUGCCUACAUGGAUUUUCACCCUGGUGGGGAGGAGGAGCUAAUGAGGGCUGCUGGGAUUGAUAGCACUGACCUGUUUGACCAGGUCCAUCGGUGGGUGAAUUACGAGUCUAUGCUGAAGGAGUGUCUGGUCGGGAGGAUGGCAGUGAAGCCCAACCCUGCUCUUCAAGCUCAGACAGAGAAGACGGAAAGCACUAACAUGAACGGCUUAUCUGUUCCUCCACCUUUAAGACAGGAGCCUUUACCUACUCCUCUCCCCGCUAAAGAUCAUCGCCCUCGGUACGACUGGUUCCAGACAGAUGGCACCGUCAACAUCGUUGUUUACACCAAGCGAAAGAUACCCAGUGCCGGCUGUGCUGUGGUGGAUCUACAGGGUGAUGCUCUUCGGGUGGAGAUGCUCUUAGGGAAGAUGUCGUACCUUCUCUACUGGCGCUUGUCCACUGAAGUACAAGGACGUGUUGACGUUCAAACAGCCCACUCUGUUGGAAAAGUUCAGGUGUGUCUCCACAAAUCUGUCAAAGAGAAGUGGACCAAAGUGGGACAGCAACUAGAACACCAUGACACAUUUAUUCAGUGUAAAGAUCGUGAGCUCUUCUACAGGGAAUGCGUGUUGGUUUCGAAAACGGACGUCACGCACGACACGCAGCUCUUGCGCUUACGACUUCCACCGGGGUCACACAUGCAAGUUCCCGUGGGAAGGCACGUCUACCUCAGAACCUCUCUCCGGGGUACAGAUGUCGUGAAACCUUACACACCAGUGGAUCAGACGCUAAUACCUCCCUCACAACCUAGCGCUAAAAUGGGCUCAGACUUGCAUCUCAUGAUAAAGAUCUAUCCCGAUGGACUGCUGACCUCACAUCUCGCCAACCUCACUAAUGGAUCCUCUCUGUCGGUGGGCGGUCCAGAGGGAACCUUCACUUCGCGAAUCCUGCGUGAUGUCACCCAUCUCUUCAUGCUAGCGGCAGGCACGGGUUUCACGCCCAUGGCUCGUCUCGUACGGCUGGCUCUUCAGGACCUCACGUCAGUCAGAAAAACCAAGAUGAUGUUCUUUAACCGUCAGGAGAGGGAUAUACUUUGGCGCUCUCAGCUGGAUGAACUUCGUUCAAAAGAGCCAAGGUUCGAGGUGGAGUACGUUCUAUCGGAGCCUGCAGACUCAUGGGCCGGCAGGAGAGGGAGGAUAGAUUUUUCUAUGCUGCAGAACUUCCUGGAGAAACCAGAAGACUCCAAAUGUUUAGUGUGUGUGUGCGGCCCAACCGGAUUCACAGAGUUAGCAGUGCAGUUGGCCAAACAGCUAGACUUCAGCGAAGAGGAAAUUCACAUUUUUCAGGGCUGAACGGGACUUGGAAGCGAAAGAUGAAUUUCUAUGCAUAUAAAAUGCACUUUUCAGUCAAAACAACAA